AUUGUUUGAACUGUCAAAUAAAAACAAAAUUGAAAACUCGCUGUUUGGAAGCGUCGACAAAAUUGUUUGAAUAAAAAAUUUAAAGUGUUAUAAAACGAAUAUAACCGAAAACAAUAGAGAGAAUAUUGUAAAACUUAUGGUGGACAUGUCCAAAAGCCCAAAACUUCUUUACGUGAAGGGGAUGAAUCUUUCGGAGUCUGAGGGUGAUGAUGAUGAUCAGUGGGACGACAAGAAAUUAAACGAUGCGUACGACAAAGCUGUAAGGAUUGCUAACGUUGAGGUGGCGAAGCGCGUGGCUAUGUCUACCAACACUCAGGGUUCAUCCAAUGAUCCCACAUUCUCUUCAAAAAAAGAGAAAUUAGCAACUAAACCACCUAAGAAAAAAGCUACAAUCUUGUCCACCAAUACUAAUGGAAUUAGUGAUGAAAAGCCAAAAGAAGCAAGGUGGAAACCUGGCAUGCCUUGCCGGUGUGUGUAUGCCGAUGAUGGUUUGGAGUAUGAAGCCGUUAUAGUUAGAAUUGUUGAUGACAACGACUGUGUUGUCAAAUAUUUAGGUUAUGACAAUCAAGAACUGGUGUCAUUAGAUUCUCUGAAACCAUCUCUGGGCAAGGAUGCUAGGGCGCAGCAGAUUAAGGAUGCGAGGAGAGAACAGACUGAAGACAGCUACGGUAGCCUGUCACCUAACGUAGAUGGUGUGGAGUGCAGUGACAGGGUGCCAAGUCCUGAUAGUAUAGGAAGAUCAUCCCAGAAAAAGAAGAAACCAUCUAAAAAGAAAAAGAAUCAAGCGCGGGGUAUCAAUAUCAAUGGCUUCGAGCUGCCAGACAUGCCACCCAUACCUAAUCUGUCUAUGUUGAGAAAUCAACUAGGCUCAAUGGAAAUGCCGAUGCCUCCGCCGCCGAUGGCCUUCUCAAUGGACCGAUCUGACAAUGAAGACCAAGCCAUAUCCUCCAUGCUGCUCAGCUGGUACAUGAGCGGGUACUACACAGGGUUAUAUCAAGGACUAAAAAGGGCAAAAGAUGGGCGCAGGAACUAGGUAAUCAAAAUAGUGUGAGUUUCACGAAGGAAAGGAAUUUAUUAUACCUAUACUAAAACUUAAAAUAAAUAAAAAUUGUUUUCUUUUAUUAAA
Molecule: messenger RNA, 1126 nt
Organism: Spodoptera frugiperda (fall armyworm)
Lineage: Eukaryota; Metazoa; Arthropoda; Insecta; Lepidoptera; Noctuidae
Gene: Smn
Product: survival motor neuron protein
Exons: 7
Coding region: 137-1033 (298 amino acids)
Source: RefSeq, a predicted model, not a curated record